Messenger RNA from Quercus robur (English oak), 1107 nucleotides. RefSeq lists its product as uncharacterized. Lineage: Eukaryota; Viridiplantae; Streptophyta; Magnoliopsida; Fagales; Fagaceae. The coding region runs from base 1 to 1107 and encodes 368 amino acids. The record is from RefSeq and is a predicted model, not a curated record. Gene Ontology annotation, molecular function: nucleic acid binding; RNA-DNA hybrid ribonuclease activity. The transcript has 2 exons.
AUGGCUGCCCAAAAUUUGGUUAGAGAGGGUGUACGGUGGAGAGUUGGAAAUGGAAGCAAUAUUCAUAUUUGGGGUGAUAAAUGGCUACCCACAUCAUCCACAUACAAGAUUGCUUCACCCAGACAGUUUUUGCACCAAGACACAAGGGUGAGUGAGCUAAUUGACCAAGAUUCAGCAAGAUGGAAGGUAAAUGUACUGGAUGCCUUGUUCUUUCCUUAUGAAGCCGAUGUGAUAAAAGGUAUCCCAAUCAGUUCUUCUCUUCCACCGGAUAAGAUGAUAUGGGCUGCAACUCCGAAUGGCAAGUUUAGUGUUAAGAGUGCUUAUAGUAUUGCCAUGCGACAAGCAAACCGGGUAGACCAAGGCCCCCAAAUGUAUCAAGCCGCCCCUGUCUGUGAGGGGUGCGGGUUGGAGGCCGAAACUACUGGACACUUGUUUUGGACGUGCCCAAGAGCUAGAGAGGUCUGGACCUGUUUGAAAUUAGUUGUGCCGGUGGACAAUGAUAGAAUUUUUUCGCUCCUUGACUUGCUGUGGUCCAUGUUGGUUGAAGAAAGCCAAAAUGUUGAGAUAGUGGCGAAGGUGGUUUGUAUCGCAUGGGCAAUGUGGCGCAAUCAGAAUGAGGUUCAGCAUGGUGGGCAACGACGGAAUGGGAAGGAUAAGGUUCGUUGGGCUUCUCAAUAUAUGGAGGAGUAUAAGGCAGCAACGGAAAGGUUAAGCUGUAAUGAAGAGGCGGAUGAGGCAGGGGGUACGUGGAGUCCUCCUCCGGCAUGCAGUUUCAAAAUUAAUGGCGACAGUGCUAUUUUCGCGAACCAAAAAGCAGUGGGUGUAGGAGUGAUUGUCAGAGACGACAUAGGCAGGAUCGAGGCGGCAAUGAGCAAGAAGAUUCCUAUUCUGUUGGGCGCUGUGGAGGUAGAGGUGAUGGCGUACGAAAUAGGUUUGCUCUUUGUGAAGGACAUCGGCAUUCAUGACUUGAUCAUGGAGGGUGAUUCGCUCAUCAUUCACCGUGCUAUGUGCGACAUGUCCACUCCACCUUCCUCUGUAGCUGUUGUUAUUCAAGGCAUGCAGGAUAUGUGCAAGGAAUUUCGUAGAGUUAUGUUCUCACACGUCUAG